AUGGAAAUGUUGAGUAGCUACGAGAAGAUGGUCACUAUCUCUUCAACUAGCAAUGAAUGGUCACAGACCCUGAUGGAGAAACCAAGCCAAGAACAGCGGCAACAAGCACUCAAGUGUCCUCGCUGUGAUUCGUCCAACACAAAAUUCUGCUACUACAACAACUACAGUUUAUCCCAGCCCAGACACUUUUGCAGAGUUUGUAAGCGUUAUUGGACAAGAGGUGGCACUCUAAGGAACGUUCCUAUCGGCGGCGGAUGUCGGAAGAACAAGCGUGUUAAAAGGAAAGUUUCUUCUUCUUCUUCUACUUCUGCUUCUUCAACUGCAAAUCCUAUCCCUCCAUUGUCUUCAACCUCAAGUACUCACCCUUUGUUUUAUGGGUUAGCUAAUGACCCUUCUGUGGAUUUAAUCAAUCUUCCUUAUCAGCCAAGUAUGAGUGCUCUUGGAUUAGGGUUUUCUUCUGGGGACAGUAUUGAUCUUUACCAGAAUAACCCACUCCUUUCGAGCUAUUCAAAUAUCUUUGGGUCCUCAUCUUCUUCUAUCACUACACCCACCAUUGCGUCUCUUUUAGCUUCCACUCUUAACCAGCACAAAUUCAACAACAAUGGUGGUGUUAAAAACACUGAAGCCUUAGCACCUUUCCAAGAUCUUCAAAUGAUUAGUAAUGUCGAAAAUGGAAUAACCAUGAAAGAUGCCAAAGUACCAUGCCAGAAUCAGCUUGAGCAAAUUGGUUUAUCCGAUCCAGCAGUUUAUUGGAACACAAAUAUGGGUUCCUGGCAUGAUCCAACAAGCAUCGGGUUGAUCUAGCAAAAGAAAAAAAGUAGAACACUUCUUCAAAUUUUCUCCCUCUUUAUCGAGUCUUAUUUUCUUUUUAUUUUCCCCCCUAGGCACUUAGUUUCUAUAUAAUCAAAAUGGUGUGGGAUUUGGGAAUAAAUCUAAAGUUGAGUACUGAUACAAGCAUGGGAGAAGAUUGGAUCGGAGCGAUCAUGUCAGCUGCAAUAAUUCAGCCUGGAGUUUUAUUAUCGAAAAGGUUGGGAAACCCUUGUUUGCGCUGAGAGGAACCUCGGAUCCUCUUCUUCGAAGGUAUACUCUAUGUUACUCGGACUCUUGAAGGAGUCCAAGAAACAUAGAGUAUAUAUCAUCUUCGUCACCAUCUGGCAUUAUUUCGAAGAGAGAGACUUAGCUGAUCAUUUUGCUGCAACUUUUUUAAUCCAGUAAGUUUGUUUUCUAUUUUGUAUGUAUAUAUAUAUAUAUAUUGCAUGACGUAUUCUUAUUGUUAGGUUAGGUUUUGGGGGGUAUAUGUUGCAGUCCUCGCUAUAAACACUAGAUGAGGAUCUCAUUUUCCUU
Messenger RNA from Hibiscus syriacus, 1344 nucleotides. RefSeq names its product dof zinc finger protein DOF1.4-like. The record is from RefSeq and is a predicted model, not a curated record. Bases 1 to 804 code for a protein of 267 amino acids. The transcript has 3 exons. Gene Ontology annotation, biological process: regulation of DNA-templated transcription. Gene Ontology annotation, molecular function: DNA-binding transcription factor activity; DNA binding. Lineage: Eukaryota; Viridiplantae; Streptophyta; Magnoliopsida; Malvales; Malvaceae.